AGCGCGCCGAUUGCUGUCAGCAGUGGGCGCGACCAAUCAGUGCGCGGAAGCGGCCGGUGCGUACCUGCAGAAAGGGAAAAACUAAACUAAGGGAGAAACAACUUUGCAAGAGGAGAAGCUAUGGAAGUGGCGUCCCGGUACUUGAUGCUAGCGCUCGUUGCGCUCUGUAUUUCUUCCUCUGGCCAGGUCCAAACUCUCACAUCCUGUCCAAAUUGUGAUGACUUCUCUGUGCCUGAAGGUUCAUCCAAGGUGAUCGCUGCAAAUGUAUCAGCCUAUCCCAAAAUGCUUGUUCUGCAUAAAAACAAUUCUCCUAUUAGUUUGGAAAAAAUUCUGUUCAUAAACAAAGGUCAGCUACAAUUUGUGGAGACUGCAUGGACAGACUAUUUCUAUAUGUCUGGAAAUGAUCUUGCUAUCAAGAAUGCAAACGAAGUGCUCACUGGAUGCUACCAGCUUGCCUAUCAACUUAACGAACUUAGUGUGAAGCAAUUUUGCCUUGCAAUUCUAGGUCCAUGGAAUUGUUCUUCUGAUAGCUUCUCCUUAGCAGAAGGUUCCUCUGAAAAGAUCAUUGCUAACAUAUCCACCAACUCCUUUGAUCUUGCUUUAUAUAAGAAAGUUAAUGUUAGCUCUGACUGGGAACACAUUCUAAACAUAACUGAUGGACACCUGAGCUACAUUAGAGAGGAAUAUAAAAACAAUUUCUUGCUAUCGGAGGACGGCCUUACUCUGAAGAAUGCAACCAAAGGGCUCACUGGAGAGUAUCAGCUUGUUGGGGAAGGUAAUAAGACCUGUGUGCAGCAAUUCUUCCUUAAUGUCACAGGUUCAGGAGCCACCCGUGAUUCUACCAGUUCAGCAAUAUCUAUUGGUAUUUUUAUUCUAGUAGUAAUUCUGGCACUAUGUGUGGGAUCUUUUAUAUAUCGCAAAAAGAAAAGAAGAGAAGAAAACAGAAAUGAAUUUGCUCAUCACUCUAUAAAAGUGCAGGAUUCUGAAAAUGGAUUUCUGCAGCAUGGAACUGAAGCAACUGAAAUGCAAGGAACUGAAAUGGACAAACAGAGAAGAUACAACAGGGAUCUUUCUCCUAAAAAUGAAGGCCACAUUCUCACUGUGCGGAGUAAGCUCUGUUCUGUGGCUUACAAAGUUAGUAGGAGAAAUGUUGGUUUGUGCACGGACACUAUUUACCUUUUCUCUUUUUAAGCAUUAUAGCUUUACCUCUAUUUAUAUUGCUGCUGUAUUUUCCCAUUAGGUUUUAUAAACUUCUCCAAUUGGUCUUUCUUCUGCUAUUUGAGGCCCCAACCAGCAUAGUCAUUUUAAAGUUAGAAAGUGCCUGAACAGAGCAUUUCCUUUCCUACUCCAUGAUCUCUAUUUUUAAUUUUUAUUUUCCAAAAGUCAUGCUGUAGCUAUUGAGGGCCCUUCCACAUAGCCAUAUAACCCAGAAUAUCAAGGCAGAUAAUCCACAAUAUCUGCUUUGAAAUGGGUUAUCUGAGUCCACAUUGCCAUAUAAUCCAGUUCAAUGCAGAUAUUAUACAGCUGUGUGGAAGGGGCCUGAGCUUGCUCCUUCCAUGUUAGGUUUUUGUGAUUUGGAUAUUUCCCCUUCUUUAGACUCUUUUGCGCUAAAGAAAAAUAAUAUAAAGACACUUUUAAGCACAGUGAUACAUACUUCUUGUUUCUCAUUGCCACAUUUUAAUUAUAUUUCAGCAAUCCUUCAAGUGAUGGCUAUGUUAGAUAAAAUUUAUUGCUUAAUAUACCUUAUAGCUGGGUCUCACACAGGAAGGUACUGCCUAUAUCCUGAAAAUUGACUGGAAAGUAUUUCUGCUGCUUUAAUAAGGGGUUAAUUGUUAGCUACUAAGAUGAAUUUAUCCAGUAGAGGACCCUUGUGGAGACCAAACUCUAUAGAGCUCAAGUCGCAUUGUAUAGAACGGCAUAAUAAAAUACUGUCACUUAUAUAAAAUGACAAAAAAAAUCCCUUUAAAAAUAUUUUAAAAUAAUAUUUCUCCAUACCCCCCCCCCCCCCAAUGCACACACAUUAAUCUGGGCAGCUUUUCAGAAACAAUGAACGACUGUUGGUCUCCCUGCCGAAUACUAAAUCCUUUGAAUUGCUCUUGUCUUGUCUUGUGAUUACAUGUCGUUUAUUUAUUUAUUUUAAAUAUUUAUAUUUUGCUUUUCUCACCCCGAAAGGGACUCAGGGCAGAGUACAACAUAUAUACGGCAAGCAUUCCAUGCCAGGACAUAAAAUAAUUAUAAAUAUACACAAACAUUAGUGGAGUAGGUUUCCUAUUAUUGCCUCACCAGCCCCCUAAAGGGCUAGUAAAUGGAGAUAGUGCCCUCUGUAAAACAUUUUGAAAACCUUUUUGUGUAUUGAAAUAUCACUUAAGCAUUUUUUUAACAGAGUUUAGAAAAAA
Anolis carolinensis (green anole) is the source of this 2396-nucleotide messenger RNA. RefSeq lists its product as uncharacterized. Lineage: Eukaryota; Metazoa; Chordata; Lepidosauria; Squamata; Anolidae. The coding region runs from base 121 to 1191 and encodes 356 amino acids. The transcript has 4 exons. The record is from RefSeq and is a predicted model, not a curated record.